Molecule: messenger RNA, 429 nt
Organism: Arabis nemorensis
Lineage: Eukaryota; Viridiplantae; Streptophyta; Magnoliopsida; Brassicales; Brassicaceae
Source: the annotation of a GenBank genome assembly
AUGCGUAAUUUCACCGGAGAGGAUAUAGGAUUAGCCGGGAAUUUCUCCGGAAUCGGAGAGACUCUGCUCUGUUCACGUCGAUCUGCCUCACGGAUAUUCAUUUGCAGACAAGCUCAGAAUCUUGGGUAUUCUCCAGCGUCAGGGCUCAUGAGUUCUCCAUCGUCCUCGUGCUUCGGCGGUGGUAGCAUAUACGGCGGAGUUACGGUGAGGUGGGAGUUUGGCUACGAUACGACUGAAUUUUCAAUUUUAUUUUAUCAGUUCAUAAAAUUUGUUGUCAAGAGGAAGAAAUCAAAUCACUCAGGACAUCGAUUUCUUCACAGCUCAAAGCUUUGGAAGAGAAUCUCGAUUCCGACGGUGAUUCUUUUGCCAUUUCGUAGUAGAGAUGAACCAGAGAGAGAGAAAGAGAAUCGUAUGGUGCAUCAAUGGUGA